ACCCCACUCGGCUCCGAUUCGUCGUCGUCGGCCGCGAGACCCACAGCACCCACUCCGACGGCUCUGCCGCGCGCGCGGAUCGGCGGGCGCCCGUGAUGGCGUACAUGUGCGCGGACAGCGGCAACCUCAUGGCCAUCGCGCAGCAGGUGAUCCAGCAGCAGCAGCAGCAGCAGCAGCAGCAGAGGCACCACCACCACCUGCCGCCGGUGCCGCAGCAGCAGCACCACCACCAGCAGAAGCACCACCAGAUGCCGCAGGCGCAGGCGCCCUCGUCGCACGGCCAGAUCCCGGCCGCGCUCUCGUACGGUGGCGCGGCGUGGCCCGGCGGGGAGCACUUCUUCGCGGACGCGUUCGGGGCGUCCGCGGGCGACGCGGUGUUCUCCGACCUCGCGGCGGCCGCGGACUUCGACUCGGACGGGUGGAUGGAGAGCCUGAUUGGAGACGCCCCCUUCCAGGACUCCGACCUGGAGCGGCUCAUCUUCACCACCCCGCCGCCGCCUGUGCCUUCCCCACCCCCUGCGCAUGCCGCCGCUCGGCCGGAGCCUGCCCCAGCGUUGCUCCCCCUGCCCACCGCUUCUACCCCGGUGGCGUGUUCAUCUCCGAGCUCCGCGGACGCCUCCUGCUCCGCUCCUAUCCUCCAAUCUCUCCUCUCGUGCUCCCGCGCCGCGGCGACCGACCCUGGCCUCGCCGCCGCGGAGCUCGCCAGCGUCCGCGCCGCCGCCACUGAUGCCGGGGACCCAUCGGAGCGCUUGGCCUUCUACUUCGCUGACGCGCUCACCCGCCGCCUUGAGUGCGGCACGGGAGCUCCGCCCUCCGUGGCGGCAGACGCGCGGUUCGCCUCCGACGAGCUCACGCUCUGCUACAAAACGCUCAACGAUGCCUGCCCCUACUCCAAGUUCGCGCACCUCACCGCCAACCAGGCCAUCCUGGAGGCUACCGGCGCGGCGACCAAGAUCCACAUAGUUGACUUCGGGAUCGUGCAGGGCAUCCAGUGGGCAGCGCUGCUUCAGGCGCUCGCCACCCGGCCCGAGGGGAAGCCAACAAGGAUACGGAUCACCGGCAUCCCCUCGCCGUUCCUGGGGCCACAGCCCGCGGCGUCCCUUGCCGCGACCAGCACCCGUCUCCGUGACUUCGCCAAGCUCCUCGGAGUGGACUUCGAGUUCGUUCCAUUGCUUCAGCCCGUGCACGAGCUCGAUCAGUCCGAUUUCUUGGUUGAACCAGAUGAGGCUGUGGCCGUCAAUUUCAUGCUCCAGCUGUACCACCUUCUUGGUGACUCCGACGAACUGGUAAGGCGAGUGCUUCGUCUUGCCAAAUCGCUCAGUCCAGCAGUGGUUACCCUUGGAGAGUACGAGGUCAGCCUGAACCGAGCUGGAUUCGUCGAUCGGUUUGCCAAUGCGUUAAGCUAUUACCGGUCACUGUUCGAGUCGCUGGAUGUGGCAAUGACCAGAGACUCGCCGGAGAGGGUGAGGGUAGAGCGGUGGAUGUUCGGGGAGCGAAUUCAGAGGGCCGUCGGGCCGGAGGAGGGUGCAGACAGAACGGAGAGGAUGGCCGGUAGCUGCGAGUGGCAGACUCUGAUGGAGUGGAGCGGCUUCGAGCCUGUGAGGCUUAGCAACUACGCCAGAAGCCAGGCUGAUCUUUUGCUUUGGAACUAUGAUUCCAAGUACAAAUAUUCACUUGUUGAACUGCCACCGGCGUUCUUGUCCCUGGCAUGGGAGAAACGGCCAUUGCUUACUGUGUCUGCUUGGAGGUGAGUAAACUUUUUUUGGAGUAUUUGUGUUGUGUGGCCAAUGUGAUAGUAGAAUCUAGGAGGAAAUAGUUAGGAAAUCAUUUUGCAGCUUUUGUUGUAGUUUCCUCCAAAACUGUGUUUAGGAUGAUUGGUAUAAUUGGGAAAUUUAGUUGAAUUAUCUUGCUUGGUGUUUGUGCUGC
This is a messenger RNA of Oryza brachyantha (malo sina), 1926 nucleotides long. RefSeq names its product SCARECROW-LIKE protein 7. Lineage: Eukaryota; Viridiplantae; Streptophyta; Magnoliopsida; Poales; Poaceae. The transcript has a single exon. Bases 96 to 1751 code for a protein of 551 amino acids. Gene Ontology annotation, biological process: regulation of DNA-templated transcription. Gene Ontology annotation, cellular component: nucleus. Gene Ontology annotation, molecular function: DNA-binding transcription factor activity; sequence-specific DNA binding. The record is from RefSeq and is a predicted model, not a curated record.